UUCUCAGUUCUCCGACAGGCUUCUCCUUCAUCUUCUUCUUCCUCCGCCCACUACUUUGCUAUCUACUAAGUGAGCUUCAGAGAUAGUAAUGGCUGAAGGUUGUUCCAACUUUGACUCUGAAUGCAUACCUCCGCUCAGUGUGUGCGUUGAUAAUGAAACAUUCGAGGAUUGUACUCUUAUGAGGGUGGAAGGUGAGAAUGGGCAUGCUAUUCUCUUACAAAUAGUUCAGGCCUCGAGCGAUAUUGACCUCAUCAUCUCCAAAGCCACCAUUUCAGCCGAUAGAGGUUGGUUCAAGAAUGUUUUCCAUGUCAUUGAUCACUAUGGUCACAAGCUUAGAGACCCCAGCUUCAUACGCUACAUGCAACGAUCUCUUGAUGGUGACCAAGAAGGAAAUGGAUCUUAUCACAUCUCCCAACUCAGAAUCUUCCACGACAACAAAGCCAAUGUUCAACACUUCACCUCUGAGUGCAACACCCUCGAAAUAAGCUCUGUUAACUGCCCGGCAUUUUCUCUAAGGUCACCGCCGUGCUUUUUGAACUCUCUUGCAUGGUGGAUACGGGUGAAGUGUGGACUCACAACAGUUGCGCCGCUGGCAUCCCCAAUCGCUUGAUAUAUGACCAUAUAGCACCCCCAAAAGAGCAAAUCAUAGAAUAUAAACUCUAUCUUUUGUGAGCAGGAGAUAUGGUGUUGCAUUCACAAUCAUUCUUCUUUUCAAAGAAGAUUCAAUCCCCAAUUUCCUUAUGCAUCGCCUCUAGCUUGGGGAUGGAAUCGUUAUGAUGCGUAAGGAGAUUGCGGAUGGAAUCUUCUUUGAAAAGAAGAAUGAUUGUGACUGCAACGCCAUAUCUCCUGCUUACAAAAGAUGGAGUUUAUAUUAUAUGAUUUGCUCUUUUGGGGGUGCUUUAUGGUCUCAUAUCAAUUGAUAGUUCAGCAUAUUUCCACAAUUUCAUUAUAUUAUAGAUAAACGAUGAUCAAUGUCAACUCUUAAUUUAGUAAGAACUUUAAAUUUAGAUUUUUCUGUCUUUCUUUAUUUUAUUAAAU
Molecule: messenger RNA, 1038 nt
Organism: Dendrobium catenatum
Lineage: Eukaryota; Viridiplantae; Streptophyta; Magnoliopsida; Asparagales; Orchidaceae
Product: ACT domain-containing protein ACR1-like
Exons: 3
Coding region: 89-610 (173 amino acids)
Source: RefSeq, a predicted model, not a curated record